Macrosiphum euphorbiae (potato aphid) is the source of this 2142-nucleotide messenger RNA. The record is from the annotation of a GenBank genome assembly. Lineage: Eukaryota; Metazoa; Arthropoda; Insecta; Hemiptera; Aphididae.
AUGCAUAGACAAAAUUGUAUGAGUAAAUCUACAAAACGAAGAAGAUUAUUGGAAGAAACUGCCAAUUUAUUAGAAAACUGUCCUGAAAUUUCUCCAAUAACAAGUUCUUUAAAUGUGUGUGUUUCUAAUGUGUCUGAUGUGUUUCCGGAUGUGUCUAAUCCUGUAUCCAAUACCAAUAAUAACAUAAUAAAUAAAAUAUCAUCAAAUAAAGAAAUAAUUGAUAAUUUAGAACAAUUUACCAUGGACAAUUCAAAUUAUUGUGAAUACAGGGAUGAUAAUAGAAGUGAAACGUUUGAAAACUUUAAACAGUUAGAUAUGAAGAGGGAAUUAAGUAAAUGGGCUGUUGAGUAUGAUGUACCUAAUAGUACACUUUCAGGUUUAUUAAAAGUUUUAAAAACACAUGAUUGUUUUAGUAAUUUUCCCAGUGAUGCUAGGACUAUUCAUCAAACUAAUUCCAACACUACAUAUAGUCAGCCUAUACAAGUAAAAACGGUUUCACCUGGUAUAUACUAUCACUUUGGAUUAGCAAACGGAAUACAACAGUUUAUAGAUAAACGUUUUUCUAACGAAACCAUUAAAAUAGUAAUUGGAGUUGAUGGUCUGCCCUUGGCUAAAAGUUCAGGCAGUACUUUUUGGCCUAUCUUAGGUUAUAUAAGACAAUUUAAUCAAACUGUGUUUCCUAUAGGAAUUUAUUGGGGUCAUGAAAAGCCAGGGGACAGUAAUAUUUUUAUGAAUGAUUUCAUAGAAGAAGUUAGGGAUCUCAUUUUAAAUGGAAUUACUGUCAAAUUAUUUAAUAAAGAUAAACAGUUAGUUAGUUUAAAAAAAAUUGUUACUAUUGACGCAUUUUGUUGCGAUGUACCUGCUAAAGCAUUUAUAUUAAAAACAAAGGGCCACACUGGAUUUUAUUCUUGUUCCAGAUGUUCAGUACAGGGUACUUUCUUACUUCGACGUGUUUGCUUUCCAGAUUUAGAAUGUUCUAAAAGAUCUCAUCAAGAUUUUUUAAAUAAAAUCCAAGAACAAUAUCAUACCUCGGGUCAAAUUACUAAUAUAAUUAAUAUACCUGGUGUUGAUGUCGUUCAAAACUUUUCUAUUGAUUAUAUGCAUUGUGUUCUUUUGGGAGUAAUGAAAAAAAUGCUUAUGCUAUGGAAAGGAAGUGGUGAAAUUGGUAGAGUAGGUGUAAAUAAACAAAAAUUACCCUCCAACUUAGUUAAACAAAUAUCUAAUCGUCUAAUAUUAUUAAAAAAAUAUAUACCUUCUGAUUUUAGUAGAAAACCUCGGAGCUUAGAUGAGUUAAGCCGUUGGAAAGCAACUGAACUAAGGCAAUUUUUACUUUACACUGGACCUGUAGUGCUUUAUUCACUUGUGUCAAAAAAAAUGUAUUACAAUUUUCUUUACUUAAACAUUGCUAUGACUAUAUUCUUAAGUCCCAAUUUUAACCACCUUGCACUAUAUGCUCAGGCUUUAAUGGUAAAAUUUGUUAAACAGUUUGGUAAAUUAUAUGGUGAACAUUUUAUAUCUAACAAUGUACACUUUUUAAUUCAAUUAUAUGAUGAUUAUGAGAAAUAUGGUUCAUUAGAUCAGGUCAGUUGCUUUAAAUUUGAGAACUAUAUGAGUAAAUUAAAAAAAAUGGUUAGGAAAAAUGAAAAGCCUCUCCAACAAGUAGUUAAAAGGUAUAUGGAACAAUGUAACCUUCAGUGUGUCAAUGAAGAUGAAUAUAAUUUUAAUAAUGAAAAUAUUAAACCAAAGUUUGACAAAUUACUUACUGAAGGUCCUUUAAUUGGAGAGAUGACCUCACCACAAUAUAAAAUAUUAAUUUUGGAAAAAAUAAUUAUAAAAAUACAUUUUGAUUCUGAUUCAUAUGCAAGUGUUAACACCAAUGGAGAAACUGACAUCAUAAAGAUUGUAAAUAUUUGUUAUAAUUCUCAAUUAAAAAAAGAAGUUAUAUUAGGUAGAAAGUUUGAAACUGUAGAAUGUUUCUUUCGAAACCUAAUAAAAAGUUCCGACAUAGGGGUUUACAAAAUAAGCAAUUAUUCCAAAAAAGUAGAAAUAUGGAAUAUAGGUGAUAUAAAAAUUAAAUACGCUGUUUUACCGAUUGAUGCAAAUAUGUCGGUAGCUACACCAAUUAUUCAUUUUAAUAACUAA